Molecule: messenger RNA, 1717 nt
Organism: Polychytrium aggregatum
Lineage: Eukaryota; Fungi; Chytridiomycota; Chytridiomycetes; Polychytriales
Exons: 3
Coding region: 105-1667 (520 amino acids)
Biological process (GO): protein ubiquitination; modification-dependent protein catabolic process
Cellular component (GO): nucleus; cytoplasm
Molecular function (GO): ubiquitin protein ligase binding; protein tag activity
Source: RefSeq, a predicted model, not a curated record
CCUCCGACUGCUGCGGAAACAAAAACGGCCUCUGUUCCCUCGACAUCCCUCCAUCAGCCUUCCUCGUCCACCGACCGAGAUCGAGGAAUAGCUAGACCGCCACCAUGCCGUCGUCCAGUGACCCCGUCAUCGUCUCCUGCGUUUCCACGACCCUUCCGCUCUGGCCGCACCAGUCCUAUCCUCCUCCUGGCCAUGUCACGCGAGUGAGACUGAGGAAGGGUGGCAACCUCGCCGAGGCUCUCCUCAGCCAGCUCAAAUCGCAGGAGAUGGCAUUGGAAGCCCAAGCAGGCGACAUUGUCUUGUUCCACGCAAGACAGACCCGCUCUCCGAGCUUCAACUUUGAUUACUAUGCCAUGACAGAGCCCAAUGUCCAAUACCGGUUCAGAGUUUUCACAGUGAAUGUGCUGCUCUUUGACGGCCAAGCCUUGAAGGUCCGGGUCGAGGAAACCUCAAAUGUAGCGGCCCUGAAGCAAGCCAUAGCCAAGGUGACUGGCCAGGAUUCGGACAGGUUUGAGUUGUCAUACAACAACAAAGCCAUCCACGCCUCGGCCAGGCUCUCCGACCUCGGUAUCACGGAUGGCCCCGUUAUUCAAUCCCGAGAAAUGUCAGAAAACUCGAUUCGGCUCUGCGUUCAAUAUGGCGACAGGAGCAUAGUUGUAGACAUGCUCAAGACGGACCCUAUAACCAAGCUUCAAGACUGUAUCCGAGCCCAGACUGGAAUAUCAAAUGUCGACCAGGGCCUGAGGCUGUGGGGCCAAGCUCUGGAUACCACAGGAACUGUGUCUGGAAGCGGUCUCAGUUCUUUGUCCCGUGUAGAAGUGUAUUAUCGCAACGUAAGUGAUGGUUCAGCAUAUAUUCAAAUUUUCAUCAAGACUCUCACCGGAAAGAAAGUUCCUCUCGAGGUCCGAGGAAAUAUGACCAUUUACGAUCUCAAAUGCAAGAUUCAAGAGAAGGAGGGUAACCCACCUGACCAACAACGCCUGAUUUUCGCCGGCAAGCAGCUCGAAGAUGAUCACACAAUCGCCGACUAUGGAAUACAAAAGGAAUCCACUCUCCAUAUCGUUUUGAGACUCCGAGGUGGUGGUGCGAUGGUGGACUUUGUGGACGUUUCCGAUUCGACAAUUCGUCAAGUACAAGAAUGGUCAUCGGAGGCCCCACGUUGGCGAUAUGCAACAAAUGGGAUGAACUUGGAGGGAAAGUGCGACAAUGCCAGCUGCGGAGCGUACAAGCAAUGGGUCAUUCUCCAGGUUGGCUUCAACGACGUUGAUUUCUUUGACGAGGACGACAAGAACAAGAUCCCGCCCUGUCCCAUGUGCAAACGAUAUGUCAAGCCAGUGACGGCCGCCUUCUCAAACUGCUCGUGGCGUUUCUCUGGUAUGAAGGCAGCCGGAGAUGUGGUUAGUCGCAACUGGGAGCAAGUUGGCGACAACUAUACUCGAUACAAUCCCACAGACAACCAGUCGAACGUCAUCGAGUGGAAACGUCUCCUCUUCGAAGUGAUUCCUCUUGAAAAAGGGAAACCGGACGGCACCUGUGCCAUCUGCUUUGAGAAGGGCUUGACCCCGGAUCUCGAGUGCGGUCACAAGUUUCAUAGCAAAUGCAUCGAUCAAUGGCUCAUCCACGACAAGAAAUGCCCUUGCUGUCGCCAGAGAGUGAACAAAGCCUGAUGUUCCAAGCCAAGUCAGUCGUUAGUUUAUUGAGGAUUGUUUCAUGCGGU